Chelonia mydas (Green sea turtle) is the source of this 4763-nucleotide messenger RNA. It is a transcript of the gene METRN, whose product is annotated as meteorin, glial cell differentiation regulator. The record is from RefSeq and is a predicted model, not a curated record. The transcript is spliced from 4 exons. Gene Ontology annotation, biological process: glial cell differentiation; positive regulation of axonogenesis. NCBI's taxonomy places the organism in Eukaryota, Metazoa, Chordata, Testudines, Cheloniidae. Gene Ontology annotation, molecular function: hormone activity. The coding region runs from base 346 to 1239 and encodes 297 amino acids.
CCCCCGCGCAUUCACCCCUUAGUCCACCGUCGUUGAAUCUGACCAGCAAUCUGUGGACACCUUAGUCAAUUUCACAAUGAGCCUUCUGGUCACUUUCAUCUCGGCUGCUUGUCCCCUGGCUCUGAAUCACAGCAUCACUCCGGACUAGCAGGAGGAAGGAGGGAAAUCCUGCUUUGCAUCCUGACAACUUUUGCGGCGGAGGCCUGGGGAGAUGGAUGGCGGAGACAUGCAGGCGUUAACUCCCCACGCACAUUCCAGCAUGGUGUCUGUUGGGAAAGGAUUUACUCUAGUCUCUGGCAUUUGAUUCCUCCUUCUGCUUUAUUGGGAGACGAAAUCUCAGAGAAGAUGCCUUUGGUGCUGUGGGCUCUUUGCCUUGGUGUCCUGGAUACGGUCCUUUGCAGUUAUUCAGAAGACCAGUGCAGCUGGAGGGGGAGUGGCCUGUCCCAGGAAUCGGGCAGCGUGGAGCAGAUCUCUCUACACUGUGCUGAGGGCUCACUUGAGUGGCUGUACCCAGCCGGGGCUUUACGCCUCAGCCUCUCCCCCCGCCUCCCCAUGAGCACUGCAGCCAAAGGGAAGAGCCCCAGGCAGGUCACCACCUGUAUCAAGCCCUCCAGCACCUUCCGAGGAGCUCAGAUCUAUCUGGAGAGGAAUGGGAUCCUGGAGCUGCUGUUGUCUGAGGCAGAUGCCUCCCUUCGCCGCAGGGUGCGCUGCUUCACCUGGCUGCCCCAGGAGAAAGUGGCACUGUUCCUUCAGUCUACCCUGCACCAGGACAUCAGCCGUCGGAUUGCCGCCUUCCGCUAUGAGCUGCGGGGAGACUGGAACUCACGCCUCUCACUGCCCUCCAGCAACCUCAGCAUGGAAGGGGCAUGCCGGCCAUGUAAUAACACGGAGAUCUUGAUGGCCAUUUGCACUAGUGACUUUGUCAUUCGUGGCAACAUCCGGACCGUCUCCAAUGAUGUUGAGAUGCAGGAAUCCGUCAUCAGCGUGAGUGCCAUGCGCAUUCACCGGCAGAAAUUCACUUUGUUCCCGCCUGCCGGCAAAUCCAGCAAAUCCAUGGGCAGCAUCCACACUCUGCUGCAGUGUGGAGUGAAACCAGGACCUGGCAGCUUCCUCUUCAUGGGGUGGCUGCACUUUGGGGAGGCCUGGCUUACCUGUGCUCCCCGUUACAAAGACUUCCGGCGUAUCUAUGAGGAUGCGCACCAGGCUCAUGAGAACCCCUGCGAAGUCUCGCUGGACUGAGCGAUGAGGGCAGGGGCAUUCAGCCUGACCCUUGGGAAUGGGGAUCACCAGCAGCAACAAUGGCGCCACCAAGGGCUCGCAUCCACCAGCCUGGAGCUAGCAAGAGUUCUCCCCAUCCCAUACAGACCUGCAGUGGUCCCCAUUCCUGCUUCACUUGCUCUGUGCUGAAGAGAGUUGUAAAGCACCUUCUGUGCUAACAGGAACCUGGCCCCUGGGGUGGAGAUCCCCAGACUAAUGAUUAGGAGCGGGCACACACUGAGUAACAUAAAGGGAAUUAGACCCUCCCCUUGUGGGGAACAGUAAUACACAUAGGACUGACUAAUGGACAGCAGGACUUCUAGUCAACCCUCCCUUUAAGUAGCUUGAGGGGACAAAAAAUGCCAGUGAAAUGACACAGUCUCUGCACAGUUGCUAAGUCAAUCCUUGCUAUCCCAAGAUUCAUUGCCAGGCGAGUCUCAGCGCUGAAGGACUUUCUUGCUGUACUGUGACUGUUCAGACUAAACAUGGGAGUGGGCUGAGCGCGUGGAUCAUCAGAACUGGAAACCAAUGCAUGAGCAACUCUGCUUCUCAUUUUGCACCGAAACACACCCACACCUCAUGGAAAAGGCUUUGGCAAAACCAGCCAAUGGCAUGGGAGCCUGUCUGUGAAAAUCCUGCCUGAAGAAAGAGGCCAUUCUAACUGCACCUGGUUUGACCCAUAGAACCUGAUUCAGCAAAGUUCUUGAGCACAUGCUGUCAGUCCGAUUGACUUCAAAGGGACUAAGGCCUAGAGCCUCAAAGGUAUUUAGGCAUCUUGUGCUUUGUAGAACUGGGGCCUUGUUGCCCUGACAAAGUUUGGUUCUGAAAUAGCCCUGCUCCUUCUCCUUCCCCAAGAGCUUCACCCCUCCAGGGAUGGGAGGAAAACCCAGGGAGUGGCAGCUACCAUUUUUACAUUCCAUUUAGUAUUUGUUUGGGUAGAAAUGUGAAGACACUGCUUUGUACACAGCAUGGGAAAGUGGGGGAUAGCUGAGUUAUGGGGGAGAGUCAGAGCAGGGUUGGGGAUAUCCCCUGGAUGGGCUCUUGAAAGGACAUAAAUUAAUGGAUCACAGCUAGAAGUUUGCCUAUCCCUGGCUCUGAACUUGGCUGCCAAAAAGUUGCCCCAUAGAGUCCUCACAGGUAUCUUGUGUCUACUCUCAUUGACACUUGGGGAGUGUUCCCUGGAGGGGCCCCAGCUUUACACUACAGUAGCAGAGCAGAAUGUGGGUAUCAAUCUGUAUCUGCCAGGGGAGGAGGAAGCUUACCUGCUAUGGGUUUUGGGUGCUGGGGAAGUUGUUUAUAUCUGCCAGCAAGGAAAGACAUAAGCAGCCCUAAGACUUUGAUUAAACCGUUAUGUAAAUGUAUACACAAGCUCAGUGCUGCUCUUCAAGCUCCUGCCAGCGGAGCCCUCACUCAAAGCCCCAUGCACAGACUUUGGCGCCACCUCUCUCCACACAUUUACCUCCAUCCCUCAAACCUGGCAUUGUCCUUGCCUUCAGCAACACCCAAAAUGCAGAAUCACCAAACAGCUUCUAGAACACUUUAAAAGAGAGGUGGGCCCAGGCUGAGAUUGGCUCUAAACUUCCCCCGAGUUCUGCUUCAGAUCCAGAUCCAGGGUUCUGGUUCUGGUGUUCCAGUCUGGUUUCCAUCUCUGCACUAAAGAAGCUGACACCAUUUUAGCAUCACUUUUGUGCUGUCUCUGGUCUGUGAUCAUCAUCUAUGGGCCUUGACAGGACAAGAGGGGUGGGAAGAACCUUUGCGAAAUUCAGCCUGAAGUGGUGCAGAAGACAGUCCAGUAUAACUCUUGUGUGUACAGCAGUGAACUCUCACCAGGGAAAUUUUUUUAAAUGAAGAUUUGGGUAGACUGUAGUUUGAAGAAAAGGUUCCCAUAUAAUAGACCCCAUAAACUAAUGGCACCUGUGGGAGCCUGAGUGCAUGGCGGAGAUGUGACUGGAGAGCACAGGUUUUUCUUUCUGCAGCUUGUGUAUUUCUGAGCGGAUGGAAUCUCAACACACUAUAUAGAUAUACAGUAUUGUCAACCAUGUGUGUAUUGAAGGAGAUGGAUUUGCAACAUUGUGAGGAGUCCCUACGGAGAAUCUGUACAUGUGGAACAGAGAUUGCCAUGCCAUCCCAGAUCAGUGUGCUUCAGCCACCAGUGGUGGAAAGUAGGCAGGCAACAGCUGCUGAUGGAAGCAUUCAGGCAGAAGCAAAGACCUUGGGAGGAGAGAGCAAGAAAGCAGAAGCUUCUCAUUGGAGAACAGGAGAUAGGAUUAAGGAUCAAGAGAUUCAAAAGACUCUUCUCUUCUAGAUCAUUGCUUUACAAACAGUUGGAACUUGGACAACUGCAGAGAAGAAUAAUCUCUUGGUUUGAUUAUUGGGGUGUGUGGGUAUGAGAUCUGGGUUUUCAGUUUUAAGCUGACACAUCCACUUUGGGGUGCUCAGAAGCUGUAGAACAGAAAUUUUGAGUUAAAGGGACAGGGCUGAGGGGAGUUUGGGACAAAGUCAGUCACACCAGUUAACUAUCAGCACACUCCUAAUUUCAUGUGGAAACUGCUGCUAAAGCCCAGGAGUUUUAGACCUUGGCUACACUACAACUUCCAAUUGAGUUUGUAACUCAUUAGUGGCACAGCUGACCCUAACCAUGGCUUGUGUCUACAUACACGACACUAUUAACACUCAGUUAGUAAUCAUGGCAGCUAACUAGGUAGUUUUGGCUCAGUUCAGAUCUAGCCUGGAACAUGGUUGGCUUCUUGUAACUAGUUUAUAACAUGUUUUUUGCUGUGCAGGUGAACAGCCCAGCAUGCUUUGGUCCCCCUGCUGCAACAUGUCCUCUACUCUAGACCCUGUUGAGGUGUCAUGAGAGCUGCCCAGAUUUUCCCACAAUGCACUGUUACAAACCUAGGGUAGGUGUGAACACAUAAACAUCUGUAACAUGGUUGCACUGUGAAAAAAUCUGCAGCACGGAGACAUGUCUGUUGUAAAGGGUUAGAUGAGACAGGUUACAACACCAUUGUUUCAUAUGAAGUGUGGAUGGGACCUGCGGCCAGUGAGUGACGGUUCACAUGAUUCUGCCCCACUUCCUAUCCAAAAAUGCUUAUUUGGGAGAGGAGCGAUAUUUGACAAUGGAAUGGGGACACCAUAUGUGCACUAAAAGUUAUAAUGAUACCAAAUUUGUGGGUUUUUUUUAAAGACUAAACUUUUAUGUGUAAAGCAUGUUUUGUUUUGUUUUUUUUUAAUUUGAAAUCUUAAUAUAAAGUGCAUCUCCACAGCUGUAAAACACUGCCUGGCACAUUAGCUGUUGCCAUUCUGUAGGGUGUAGUCAAUGGCCGUGAGAAUCUUUGUAAUUGAGUUUGUACAUAUAACGUCUAUUUACAAGGUAAGGAAGGAAGCCCUGAUUCUGUGUAGUUUGUAACAAUGAGAUUUCUUCUUGUUAUGGUUUGAAAUAAACAAUUGUAUUUGUCAUCUGUGGUUUUGAAACACCAUAUAAAAAAAAUGAGUAUUUCUAGCAA